CCGCAGUCCUCAUCAGCUUCCUCCCAUCCUCCUCUUGCUUCUACGCCACACUCUCGCAGUAAUGGCCGUGCUGUUCGUGUUGGGGCUUUGCGCCCUGGUGGCCGUCGCCGCUGCUGGUAAUUUGUACCAGGACUUCGACGUCACCUGGGGCGAUGGCCGCGCCAAGAUCCUCAACAAUGGCCAGCUCCUCACCCUCUCCCUCGACAAGACCUCUGGCUCCGGCUUCCAGUCCAAGAACGAGUACCUGUUCGGCAAGAUCGACAUGCAGAUCAAGCUCGUCCCCGGUAACUCUGCCGGCACCGUCACCGCCUACUACCUGUCUUCUCAGGGACCGACUCAUGACGAGAUCGACUUCGAGUUCCUCGGCAACCUCAGCGGCGACCCUUACACUCUGCACACCAAUGUGUUCACCCAGGGGAAGGGGAACAGGGAGAUGCAGUUCAAGCUCUGGUUCGAUCCCACCGAGGAUUUCCACACCUACUCCAUCCUGUGGAACCCGAGACACGUCAUCUUCAUGGUCGACGGCACUCCCAUCAGAUACUUCAAGAACCUGGAAUCGAGGGGCAUCGCCUUCCCCAAGAACCAACCCAUGAGGAUCUACUCCAGCCUAUGGAACGCCGACGACUGGGCGACCAGGGGCGGGCUGGUGAAGACGGACUGGAGCAAGGCACCCUUCGUCGCCUCCUACAGGAACUUCAACGCCGACGCCUGCGUCCGGGGAAGCUCCAAGUGCGGCGGCUCCACCAAGAGCGGGUGGUGGAACCAGGAGCUCGACUUGACCAGCCAGGGGAGGAUGAGAUGGGUUCAGAAGAACUACAUGAUCUACAACUACUGCAACGACGCCAAGCGGUUUCCUCAGGGCCUGCCGCCGGAGUGCGCCAUUGCCUGAAUGAGGGAAGCAGAUUAAAAUAAGAUGAUUCUUUAUUCAUUGUUGUCCUAUAAAUACUGGUGUUCGUGUAAUAAUAAUCCAUGUUCUCAGUGUAGAAGCCAUGGCAUCAUCUGAACCUGCGCAAACCAUGUUCUCAGGGUUUGUGAAUCGGAUUCAGUUGGCUUGGUCUUCGAGGAGAACUUAUGUUUGCUAUGUUUAAGGAGGAUACGAUCUUUACGAACACUUCUGAUCACCAUCAAAACCACAACUGUGUUUCUGUUUUCA
This is a messenger RNA of Musa acuminata AAA Group (dessert banana), 1153 nucleotides long. RefSeq names its product xyloglucan endotransglucosylase protein 1. Bases 62 to 889 code for a protein of 275 amino acids. Gene Ontology annotation, cellular component: apoplast; cell wall. Lineage: Eukaryota; Viridiplantae; Streptophyta; Magnoliopsida; Zingiberales; Musaceae. The record is from RefSeq and is a predicted model, not a curated record. Gene Ontology annotation, biological process: xyloglucan metabolic process; cell wall biogenesis. The transcript has 3 exons. Gene Ontology annotation, molecular function: hydrolase activity, hydrolyzing O-glycosyl compounds; xyloglucan:xyloglucosyl transferase activity.